Messenger RNA from Cephus cinctus (wheat stem sawfly), 9163 nucleotides. RefSeq names its product dnaJ homolog subfamily C member 13 (gene Rme-8). The record is from RefSeq and is a predicted model, not a curated record. Gene Ontology annotation, biological process: regulation of early endosome to late endosome transport; receptor-mediated endocytosis; endosome organization. The transcript is spliced from 19 exons. Gene Ontology annotation, cellular component: endosome membrane. NCBI's taxonomy places the organism in Eukaryota, Metazoa, Arthropoda, Insecta, Hymenoptera, Cephidae. The coding region runs from base 265 to 7038 and encodes 2257 amino acids.
GCUGACAACUGACACCCCUCAGUUUCCACGACAUCAUGGCCGCUUCCAAGACGAAUAAAUUGUGGGAGAUGACAUUUAUUACGCGGUGAAAUAUAGUGAACGAUUAAUUAAGAAUUAUUAAUCAAUUCUACCAUUCUUUCUGGGCUACUUUUUGUACAUGGAUACUUCCUGUCAGUCGGCUGACAGAUGCAAAUAAUUUUAUCCGCUAUUCGCAGUAUUAUUAUUUAACAAAGUGUCAUCGGCCUGACUUGAGGAAAUGACACAAUGAUGCCGAUAAAGGAUAACCAGGAUGUGGCGUGUUUUUUGGUCACAAAACACUCAUGGAAGGGAAAAUACAAACGUAUUUUCUCAAUUGGAUCCAUGGGAAUAACAACAUACAAUCCCAAUAAUUUAGAGGUGACAAACAAAUGGGUGUAUGCCGAUUUUAUAAGCGUACAACCCACAAACAAGAACCAAGCAGGUUCUCAUGAAUUUAGUAUAACAAUGCGUAAGGAUCGGAAAAAUGAUACUAUGAAAUUCAGUUCGGAGCAUAGAUCACAUUUGCUCACGGAGGCUCUCAGAUUUAGAAAUCAAUUUGCUGAAAAACCGAAAGAAGUUUUGAGAUAUGAAACAUACAAACAUCAUUGGUCCGAUACAAGUUUGCCUGUCGUAUUGGAAGUGACACCAUACAGUCUAGACCAAUUGGAUCCAACAACAAAUAUGGUGUUAGCUAGUUAUUGUUACAAAGAUUUUGAAGGACUGCUUACGAUGAAAGAUUAUUCCAAUGGGUUUGUGAUAGUCUAUGGUGGCUUCGGACGUUUGCACUUGUUUGCAUCAGCUCAAAUGGAAGAGAUCAAAAGAAAAAUCUUAGAAUCAGCCUUUAACAACCUGGGUAUCACCAUCAAAGCAUUGAAGGAGCCUAUUACCCUGGAUGACUUCGUCGCCCAGCGUUUGGGCAAGUUCAGCGGCGACGAGCACAUAACCAGUGUGUCAGAAUUUACUGUACAUAAACAUUCACCAAGGCACAAAGACCUUCAACGAAGAACACUCUGUCUCUCCGAUACCUGUCUGCUGGAAAGAGAUCCACAGACUUAUAAUAUCUGUACAUUGAGACCACUAGCAGACGUAUUCGCCCUUGUUCGCGAUAACGCGAAUCCCCAAUUAUUCACAAUACAAUAUGUUAAUGGCCAAAUGCGUAGCUAUACUGCUACUGACAGGGAUUCACUCUUGGCGUCCCUAUUAGACGGUGUCAGAGCGUCAGGUAAUCGUGACGUUCACGUAAGAAUGUAUCCCAUUGCAAGAGGCAAAAGAUUGGGUCCGCUGAGCUUACCAGUAGACGAAGAAGUCGAGAUUUCGCAUGUUAAGUUCUUACAACAACCUCCUGGUGGCAGAACGUUUGACGAGAUUUUGGAAAGAUUUAAUGCCAACGUUCCAUACAGUGGUCUGCAUUACUCUGUUACCCAAGAUGUAAGCAAACCGCUUGAAUGGACUGUUACGACGUUACAGCUUCAAGUGCACAGUGUUAUCAAUAACUAUUUACAGGGAUUAUUUACUGAGAACAAGGACAAGAUUAUACUUGGCGCCUUGAACGCGUUAAUUAGCAAAGAUUUAGAAACUAAUUCUGAAGUGGAGGCACAGUUUCAUGCCCUAAGAAGAUUGGUAGCGAGUAAAGUUGGUUUUACUGCCUUUACAAAUCUUCAAGGAUUUCGUGAAACCAUUGGAAAUCGAGUAGUGAAGGCUCUAAAAAGGCAGGAUUGCGGAGUGACGCAAGCUGCUAUGGAUUGUAUAUGCGCCCUUAUGCAACCAAUGCACGACGACUGUGACCUGAGACAGGAGCAAUUGAACAAAAGUAGUUUGUUAAGUAACAACAAGUUCUUAGAAAGUUUGCUAGACAUGUGGAUAAAUCAUGUUACACAUGGUACCGGUGCUCUUGUGGUUUCAGCCAUGCUUGAUAUGCUAACAUUUGCACUCUGCGUACCAUACAGUGAAACCACUGAUGGCAAACACUUUGACAACUUAUUGGAAAUGGUGGCAAACAGGGGUAGAUCCCUGUUUAAAUUAUUCCAACAUCCCUCACUGGCUGUGGUUAAAGGGGCUGGUUUGGUUAUGCGAGCCAUCAUCGAGGAAGGAGCACCGGAAAUUGCAGCCAAGAUGCAGGAACUUGCACUAGCUGAGGGCGCUUUACCAAGACAUUUGUUAAACAGUCUCUUCACUGUAGGCAGCGAUGGAAGAUUAUUAACCCAUAGACAGCUUUGUAGGCACCUGGUGGGACUGUGGGUUACAGGACAUCCUACUGCAAUGGGACUGUUGAAGAGAAUUAUGCCUGUUGGUUUGCUGAACUAUCUUGACUCCGAAGAGAAAGUCCCAGAGUCAUUCUUGGAAGAAGAGAGGCUGAACAAUAGGGAUAAUUUAAAGAUAGCUAUAGAUCAUGCAUCGAAGAAUAGAAAGAGUCCUCAAUGGAUUGCGAUCGAGCGACAGAUGAGGGUAGUCGAGAAGCAUUUAGAAAAUGCUCUUCAACACUGGGGUGCACGAGUUGGUAUUGAACGUAGAGAAAAGAUAAAAGAGAGACCGAUCGUCCUGAGAAAACGUAGAGAGAGAAUAAAAUCCGAAGCUAAUUGGAAGCUGUUUUAUUACAAAUUUAAUCAGGAUCACGCGCUGCCUAAUUUAAUAUGGAAUCAUAAAACAAGGGAAGAAUUGAGAACCGCCCUUGAGAAUGAGAUUCGUGCAUUUUCAUCAGACAAAGAUCUGGCAGGUGGUACACUGAUAGCAUGGAAUCACAGAGAGUUCGAAGUUCAAUAUCAGUGCUUGUCGGACGAGGUUAAAAUCGGUGACUAUUACCUGAGGUUACUUCUCGAGAAGGAAGAUAGCCCUGACAGUCCUAUAAGAAAAUCAUACGAAUUUUUCAACGACCUCUAUCACAGAUUUCUGCUUACAACAAAGGUCGAAAUGAAGUGCCUUUGUCUCCAGGCAAUGGCUAUCGUCUACGGUCGCUACUACGAGGACAUUGGUCCAUUCUCUGAUACAAAAUACAUAGUAGGAAUGCUUGACAGAUGCUGUGACAGGAUGGAGCGAGAUCGGCUUGUUAUGUUUAUUAACAAGUUAAUAUUACACAGAAGAAACGUAAAGGACAUCAUGGAUCAGAAUGGAGUACGCGCCUUGAUUGAUCUUUUGACCCUGGCUCAUCUGCAUACAACAAGAGCAGUAGUACCGACCCAGACAAACGUUAUCGAGGCUGGACCAGAGCAGGAACGCGUUUUGGAAAAAGAAUGGUAUUACAAUGAUGGCGAUAAAAGACAAGGUCCCAUUAGUAUAAAGGACUUGAAAAAUCUUUAUGCAGCGGGUAAGGUCACGUACAAGACUAAGGUCUGGGCUCAAGGUUUAGAUGGCUGGCGAAUGAUAUCUCAGGUGCCUCAGCUGAAAUGGACCCUCGUCGCCAAAGGCACCCCGGUGAUAAACGAAAGCGAGUUGGCCACCCUGAUAUUAAAUAUUCUUAUAAAGAUGUGCGAAUACUUUCCCAGUAGGGAUGCCGAUAACGCUGUCAUACGACCGCUACCACGUGUCAAAAGAUUACUGUCGGAUCUGCAGUGUCUGCCCCACAUUGUGCAACUUCUACUCACAUUUGAUCCUGUACUUGUCGAACGUGUCGCCACUUUACUCUGUGAGGUCAUGAAGGACAAUCCCGAAGUCUCCAAGAUUUAUCUCACUGGUGUCUUUUACUUUAUACUCAUGUAUACCGGGUCUAAUGUUUUACCCAUUGCCAGAUUCCUGCAAUUGACUCACACUAAACAGGCUUUCCGUGGAGAUGAUAAUACUUCGUCUGAUAUUAUGCAAAGAAGUAUUCUUGGCCAGCUCUUACCGGAUGCUAUGGUCAGUUACUUGGAGAAUCACGGCGCAGAAAAGUUUGCACAGAUCUUUUUGGGUGACUUUGAUACACCGGAAGCUAUUUGGAAUGCGGAGAUGCGCCGGGUGCUUAUCGAGAAGGUGGCAGCGCAUAUUGCUGACUUCUCACCACGUUUAAGGAGUCACAUGAUGGCGCGUUAUCAGUAUAUUGCCAUUCCGGCUGUUAGAUAUCCUCAACUGGAGAAAGAGUUGUUCUGUCAAAUAUUCUAUCUCAGACAUCUUUGUGACACUGUCAAGUUUCCGCAGUGGCCUAUUCCUGAUCCGGUCAAACUACUAAAAGAUGUGCUUGAUGCUUGGAAGAAGGAAGUGGAGAAAAAGCCUCCAGCUAUGACGGUAGAUGAUGCUUAUAAAGUACUUGGAUUACCAAGUGGACAGCAACAUAAUGAAGCCAACGUUAGAAAAUCUUAUUAUAAAUUGGCACAGAUGUACCAUCCUGAUAAAAAUGCACAAGGCCGUGAUAAGUUCGAAGCUGUCAAUCAAGCUUAUGAAUUUCUAUGCAGCCGCAGCUGCUGGACCACUGAUGGACCCAAUCCUAAUAACAUUGUCCUUAUCUUAAGAACACAGAGUAUUUUAUUUCACAGAUAUAUGGAGGAAUUAAGGCCGUACAAAUACGCGGGAUACCCGCAACUUAUAAAAACCAUAAAACUAGAAACAGAUGACGAACAACUAUUUUCAAAAUCAGCGCCACUUUUGGCUGCAGCCAGUGAACUUGCCUAUCACACUGUUCAUUGCUCAGCAUUAAACGCAGAGGAACUGAGACGUGAAGGAGGUUUAGAUGUUUUAUUAGAAGCAUAUACGAGAUGCGUUUCGGUUUUGAACAAUUCUAGUAAACCUGGUGACGUAGCUGUUCAAGUUUGUACACACAUUACGAGAUGCUUUGCUGUUGCUGGAGCAUUCAGAGGUUGCAGAGACAAGAUUGUCGAGCUGCCACAACUUGUUAAGGAUCUUUGUAGAGUUUUGCAUUUCAAGCAUUUAACGAAGCUGUGCUCAGUUGCUACGGAAUGCAUUUCAUCUUUAGCUACGGAUAGUAUAUUGCAAAUGCAACUGUUGCAAUCUGGUGCACUUUGGCUUCUACUUUUGUUCAUGUUCAAUUACGAUUACACGUUAGAGGAAGGCGGAGUCGAGAGAAACGAGGAGGAGAACCGACAGGAAGUCGCAAAUAAUUUAGCAAAACUAGCAGUUCGGGCAUGCGCUCGUUUAGGCGGUUAUAUGACAGGUGAAAACGAGACGCCUCACAAUCCUGUCACCGUCGCAGCGCUUGAACAUUUAUUAACGCCUUACUUAACGCGUCAACUUGGAAAAGACAAACCCGAAGAAAUUUUGAAAAUCCUUAAUUCAAAUUGCUCGAAUCCUUAUUUAAUAUGGGACAAUGGGACUAGAGCAGAGCUUAACGAGUACCUGGAGUCCAAGAGACAACAAAAAUAUGAUAAUAAUGCCGAUUUUGAACACGACUGCAGUGACUUCAAGUACACAGCUCACAGUGGUGAAUUAAUAAUUGGUGAAAUAUUCAUCAAAGUUUACAACGAGCAACCGGCUUUUCCUAUUGAGAAUCCAAAAGGCUUUACUAUCGAUCUCCUUGAUUUUCUCUCUAAAUCUUCAGACUACUUAGCAUCUCUAGGUAGCGUAGCUUUGUCUAAAAAGGAUCAAGAGAGACUGCGGCACGUUGUGAUGUCAUUAGAGGCUCUAAAAAAUGUUAUUAAAAAUAAUCCUGGUGUAGAGAUGCAAUGUAUCGGACACUUCAAACUGCUAUUUGGGUUGCUCAGUUGCAACAGUUGCAAAUCUAUUCAAAGCGGUGCCCUACAGGUUAUAUCGAAUGUAACAAAGAAUCAGGAAUGUGUCAACGACAUUGCAGCAAAUGAAGUAGUUGUACACUUAUUGCUUGUGUUGCAUAGUCUAAAGGAGUUUCAGUUAUUAACAUUAGAAACAUUAUGUGCAUUGAUGAGUACAACAAAAAUUGUAAAGGAUGCCCUAGCUAAAGGUGCUGUGAUAUAUAUUCUUGACUUAUUUUGCAAUUCAAGCAACUUGCAAGUGCGUGAAGCCGCAGCGGAAUUGCUUGCAAAGAUGUCUUCCGACAAGUUGGCCGGACCUAAAGUCAAAUUAGUACUCUCAAAAUUCUUACCACGUUUAUUCAGCGAGGCCAUACGCGAUUCGCCUAAACAGUGCGUUCAUAUGUUUGAGACAAAACAUGAAAAUCCAGAAUUAAUCUGGGACGACGACACAAAAAACCGUGUGUCACGAAUGAUUGCAGAGUUGAAAGAAGAACAUUACACGAUGCAAAGGCGUAAUCCUAAUGUCACUUUGAAACUACCGGAAACACCGACUAAUAUCGAUGCUGUAACGAAUGAACCUGUAGUCGGCGGUGUGUAUCUUAGAUUAUUCAUAAGCAGCCCUGCUUGGGCACUUAGAAAACCAAAGGAAUUCUUGAGCGAGCUCAUGGACACCAUCUUAAUGUUAAUGGCCAAGGAUCAGACUGAUUCGGACAUGUUGGAGUUAACGACGCAAGCUUUAGUCUGUUUGCUGCAAGCUCAGCCGUCACUUGGAGACCAAGUACCUUCUUUAGGUCACAUACCAAGAUUAUGCCGGCAGAUGGCAACACAGCACAGUCAACCUCCAGUUUAUAAAUCAGCCAUAUUGAUAAUGCAUCAAUUAGCAUCCAGUGAGAUUUGCAUAUCAUCGAUAUGCCAGACAGAAUGUAUAAGUCCCUUGAAGCAUGCUAUGCAAUCAAGAAGAGAUAUGAUAGCAGUUGCAUGUGAGACGCUGAAUAGAUUAUUCUCAACCAAUGAAGACAGGCUCGUUAAACAGGCAUUGGAAGCAGAGAUGGUACCUUACCUUCUAAACCUUCUGGAAGGAAGACUUGAUCUAAUCGACAAUCCUGGAAUGACAAAAGCACAAAUAGUAAAAGCUUUAAAAGCAAUGGCGAAGAGUUCAUUGUUGGGUGAGAAGGUUAAUGCCAUAUUAGAGAAGUCGAGUGUAUGGGCAGAGUAUAAGGAUCAAAGACACGAUCUCUUUAUCUCAAAUACACCAACUGCUGGAUAUCUAACAGCUGGUACCCCAGUGUCUGCAGGUUAUUUAACGGCAGGUCCCAGCACAACAAUUACCUCAGGACCUCCUCCAGUUGACAAGGAUGACAAUCUACUCAACAGGAACGACAGUAUUUGAUACGGAUAGCGUCAGAAGCUUCAAAAAAGACGAUAGCAGUUCAUCGAAAUAAGAAGGUUCGUAUCGGUCGAUUAAACCAGUGUAAUAAACAGCGUCAUCUGUGAUUUCCGAUAAGCAACUACUUUAUCCCAUAUAAGAGCAUCGCCGAACAAUGAAAGUGAAACAUUGCAUUGAAUCGGGACAACUUUUGAUAACGUUUCUCUGAUUUUUUUUUACUGUUACUAUUUUGCAUCAUUGCGAAACAUUUAAUAGGUCAUUACUAGCCAGUCAAUACAGUCAGGAAAUUGCGCGUAAUUUGUCUACCCGCAUUGAAGUCGUGAGGUAGCGAUUUAAACGCGUAGAUGUGUCCUUGUACUUAGAAGUCUCAACAAGAGUCAUCGACUAAGAGGAUUUGAAUGCGUUAUAAGAGAAGGUAAAAAAGAAAAAUGAAAAGGGAACGUACCAGUACGUAUGUCGAUCGUUGAAUUAUUUAUUCCCCGGUGUAAAAAUGUUGCUUGCGACACAAAUAUCGUGAAUUCAGUAUAAAAGGUAACCUUAGCUCUCAGACGAGGGCAGACAUUAAGCAUGCUAUAAAUACUAUGGUGCGUUCGUUGGAAAAGAAGUAGUUAAUAAGAAAAAAAACUAUUAAAAUACGUUGGUUAGUAGCACAGCAUCUUUGUACAUAAUCCGUGAUAACACGUAAACGAUAAAGAGAAUCUAUAUGAGAUAUGAGGUCUAAUUGAAUUAGUAUUUAUGAAAAAUAAGGGGAAAAAAAAAACAUUUUCAGAAGACUAAAUACAUACAUUCCAGCUGUUUUAAAAUAAACCGAAAAUAUAAUGGCUGCGUUGUAAACCCUCGUAAUUCUGCGUAUUAUUAUUGUCGGAUCCUGACAGCUCGGUUUACAUUAAUAAUCCAAAACUUUCGAAUACAAUACUAUGAAAUGAGAUUAACAGUUAAAUCCUGUUUUGCAUACUGAACAAAAUUUAUUUGCAAAGUUCAUAGAAGGUUCUACGAAUUUAUACGUGUCUAUGAAUUUAAUCAUUUCUAACGGCAAACGUGGAUUUAAUUUUUUUUUAACUUACCUCCCUUUCUCUUGUUAUCCUUCACCACGAACCAUAAAGUAAUUGUUCAAACUUAAGGAAAAAUUAUGAAAUUUCCUUACAACGGUUCUGUGCAAAACGUCAGACGUAAAAAGCAUAAAAAUUGCAAAGAUUUCACAUUUAGCAUCUAUGUACAUAAUACGACAUUAAAAAUUUUGUUUUCGCAGAAUGCGACGGAUUUUGAUAUUUACAUAUAUAUUUUUUACAUAUAUAAAACGUACACAGCGACCGCCUCAUAUCAUUUAUUAAUUAUUUGAGCGAAUUAACAAAGCGUUAAAGUCGCGAAAGUCUUAGAGUCCGAGAAUACACGAGAAUAAGAAGGGAAUAUAUUUUUUUUUUUAAUUAACAAGAAGCUUUGCCGUUUGUUCGCCAUCUUGUCUAUCGUCCACUUGCCAUUUAUGUUAUUAUUGGGCGAUGCUUUACGAACGCAUCGAUAAACGAUUAAUUAACGACGCCAGAAAUCGACGAGUCAGCCAAUAAGAUAAACGGAAAAGAGGAAGUUCCUGUCCUAAUGGCAAUGCAUUAGGGUUUUAAACAAAAUAAAAAGAAGCGACAUGUUUCUUGCUUCAAAUUCCUUCGGUCGUUUUCGGUUACUAUAAAUCCAGUCGAUAUACAAAAUAUCGAUAUCUCUUGUAUAUCUAUAUAUAAUAUAAAUAUAGUCCUAAGACUUAUCGACUGGACUCGUCGAUUCACAAAUAAGAAACACAUCCGGUAAUAGACAAUUUCUUUAAGCGGACUAUGGGAACGAUAAUCGUUUAUUCGAUACGUGUAUUAUUAUUAUUAUUAUACACGAUACUGUACUAUUUUGUAAUAUUAUAAAUCAUUACCUACAUUUUUGACGAUACCUAUCGAUGAAAGCCUUGUAGCUGUUUUCAUAUAUUUCCCUUAUGAGCUCUUUCUUUUCUUUUUUUUUUUCGUUCUAAGAUUGAAAGUGAGAUAUUGUAUAUAAGUAUAAAUAUAUACCAUACACAUAUAUAUAAAUAUACAAUUAUACCACAGAUUAUUGUACGUAUAAGUGAUUACGGAAUAAACGAUUUUGCACAUGA